Messenger RNA from Castor canadensis (American beaver), 1716 nucleotides. The record is from RefSeq and is a predicted model, not a curated record. Lineage: Eukaryota; Metazoa; Chordata; Mammalia; Rodentia; Castoridae.
GCGAGUGGCUGAACUGUUUAUGUUUGAUUUUGAAAUCAGUGGAAUCCAUCUAGACGAAGAAAAGCGUAGAAGAGCAGUGGACCUGAAUGUUGAAAUCUUGGAUCUGAGCAGCACCUUUCUCAUGGGAGCCAACUUUCCAAACAAGAUUGAGAAGCGUCUCUUGCCCGAGCAUAUCUCCCGCAGCUUUGCACGGGAUGGGGAGCAUGUGGUGAUUGAUGGUCUCCACGCAGAAGCCCCAGAUGACUUGGUUCGAGAAGCUGCUUAUAAAAUUUUUCUUUAUCCCAAUGUUGGUCAACUGAAAUGUUUAGAACAGUUGCUCAGCAGUAGAGAUCUUCUGGCAAAGUUAGUAGGGUAUUCUACAUUUUCUCACAGGGCCCUGCAAGGAACAAUAGCUCAAAAUCCAGAGACUGUCAUGCAGUUCCUUGAGAAACUAUCUGACAAGCUUUCUCAAAGAUACAAUAUUGAGCCCAGUUUAUACUGCCCAUUUUUCUCACUGGGAGCAUGCAUGGAAGGUCUGAACAUUUUGUUUAACAAGCUGCUGGGCAUUUCGUUGUAUGCAGAACAGCCUGCAAAAGGAGAGGUGUGGAGUGAGGAUGUCCGAAAGCUGGCUGUCGUUCAUGACUCUGAAGGAUUGUUGGGGUACAUUUACUGUGAUUUUUUCCAGCGAGCAGGCAAACCACACCAGGAUUGCCAUUUUACAAUUCGAGGAGGCCGACUGAAGGCAGACGGAGACUAUCAACUCCCAGUUGUAGUUCUCAUGCUGAGUCUUCCUCAUUCCUCAAGGAAUUCACCUACUUUAUUAACUCCCGGAAUGAUGGAGAACCUCUUCCACGAAAUGGGCCAUGCCAUGCACUCCAUGCUGGGACGGACUCGGUACCAACACGUCACUGGAACCAGGUGCCCCACUGACUUUGCUGAGGUUCCUUCUAUUCUGAUGGAGUACUUUUCAAGUGACUAUCGAGUGAUUAACCAAUUUGCCAGACAUUAUCAGACUGGGCAGCGCCUGCCAAGGCACAUGGUGUCUCGCCUCUGUGAGUCCAAGAAGGUUUGUGCUGCCGCCGACAUGCAGCUUCAGGUCUUCUAUGCCACCCUGGAUCAGAUAUACCACGGCAGGCAUCCCCUGAGGAAGUCCACCACAGACAUUCUCAAGGAGACACAGGAGCAGUUCUAUGGUUUACCCUACGUCCCCAACACUGCCUGGCAGCUGCGGUUCAGCCACCUCGUGGGCUAUGGUGCCAAAUACUACUCGUACCUGAUGUCCAGGGCCGUAGCAUCCAUGGUUUGGAAGGAAUGUUUCCUACAGGAUCCUUUUAACAGGGCAGCCGGGGAGCGCUACCGCAGGGAGAUGCUGGCACACGGAGGCGGCAAGGAGCCCAUGCUCAUGGUGCAAGGAAUGCUUCAGAAGUGCCCUUCCAUCGAUGACUUUGUGGGUGCCCUGGUUUCUGACUUGGAUCUGGACUUUGAAACAUUCCUCAUGGAUUCUGAGUGAUGGAGAUACCCUGAGUCCCUGAGUCUUUUGAAUCAGGUUGAGGAGAUGCUAACUUUUGUUAGAAGUACCACAGCUGUGACAACUCCGAAUAUGCACUUAAUGUAGUAACUUCUGACAAACUUUCAACUAAUGGAACUUGGAAUAAAUAAUCUGUUUGAAUUCUACUGGCUUCUGGCCUGUUUGGCAAAUUUUUGAACAUGUGGAAAUCUCCACAGUGAGCUGGCGAA